AUGGCAACUCAACGAGCAGCGGCCGGUGUUUCAAUCGAUGAACAAAUUGCUGCAAUUCAUCGAAGCAAAGGCUUGACAAGCGAUAGCGACUCUAAAAUCGGUCCAAGGAUACCACAAUUACAAGAUCAACAUUCACAUCAACAUCAAAUUCAGCAUAUUCAUCAACAAGGGUUACAACAACACAUGCCUUCAGCUCAACAACCUAUGUACGCUAGUUAUCCGUCUCACACAACGCAAAAUGUUCCAAUACCGCAAGGACCUCUACCAGUCGCGUAUCCUGGUUAUGUUGGGUCUUCUGCGCCAUUUGCACAUCAAUUGCCAGGUUUUAUUACACCGAUCGCACCUGUUACUAUGUCUUCUCAAUCACCUUCUCAAGUCCGUCCACCUAUUCCGCCCAUUCCCCAGCUUCAUCGCCAAUCUUUACCAGAAGACGAAGUAGAUAUGGGCAUCCUACCAAAACGACAAAAAUUAGAUAAUAGUUCUUCGAUGGGAGCCCUCGUAUCAGAAGAAGAAUGGAUAGCUUCUCAUCAGGGAUUAAUAAAUGUACAAAUUCAGUGUCCAAUAAUAUCUGAAAAGCCAGAAUGGAAUUGUCAAGGGCAAAUCAUUGUCUUGGACAGUUUAUCGGUCACAACGCUGGUUUCCGCUGUAAAAGAUAAGAUUUUUGCAAGAUUGAAUUUCCCAGCAGGAAAGCAAAAACUCACAAUAGGAGGCGCCGUAAUGAAAAAUCAGGUAUCAUUGGCAUAUUAUAAUAUUGAUGAUGGUGGCAUCCUUGGAUUGGCAAUUAAAGAUCGAGGGAAAAAAUAA
Dentiscutata heterogama is the source of this 804-nucleotide messenger RNA. The record is from the annotation of a GenBank genome assembly. Lineage: Eukaryota; Fungi; Glomeromycota; Glomeromycetes; Diversisporales; Gigasporaceae.